GGGUGUGUGUCCCCAGCUGGGGAGAAGGGAAAUCCCGGUGGCGGGAAGUUUUCACUCGGGAGCGGCCGAUCCUGUGCGUAGCGGUCCUGAGUCUGUGCGCUCUGGGAAAGAAAUUUGGAUUUCCACUUCAAUUUCAGAAUGGCAUCCAUUUCAGCUCUAACUGAGGAACUGGAUUCUGUAACCAGUGAGCUCCAGGCAGUAGAUCUUCAAAUUCAAGAACUUCUGGAAAGGCAGCAAGAGCUUAUUCAGAAGAAAACCCUCCUAACAAAAAGAAUAAAUCAGUGUUUAGAGGAUUCUGAUGCGGGGGAGAGCAGUGAAUGUGAUUCUUCACCUGCUUCUUGGAAUAAAGAAGAUUUUCCAUGGUCUGGUAAAGUUAAAGAUGUUCUGCAAAAUGUCUUUAAACUGCAAAAGUUCAGAUUGCUUCAGCUUGAAACUAUUAAUGUAACAAUGUCUGGAAAGGAGGUGUUUCUCGUCAUGCCUACAGGAGGUGGAAAGAGCUUGUGCUAUCAGUUACCGGCAUUAUGCUCAGAUGGUUUUACCCUCGUGAUUUGCCCACUGAUCUCUCUUAUGGAAGACCAGUUAAUGGUUUUAAAGCAAUUAGGAAUUUCAGCUACCAUGUUAAAUGCUUCUAGUUCUAAGGAGCAUGUGAAAUGGGUUCAUGCUGAAAUGGUAAAUAAAAACUCCAAGUUAAAGCUAAUUUAUGUGACUCCAGAGAAGAUUGCAAAAAGCAAAAUGUUUAUGUCCAGACUGGAGAAAGCCUACGAAGCCAAGAGACUUACCCGAAUCGCUGUGGAUGAAGUUCACUGCUGCAGUCAGUGGGGACAUGAUUUCAGACCUGAUUAUAAGGCACUUGGUAUCCUGAAGCGGCAGUUCCCUAACACAGCGCUAAUUGGGCUGACAGCAACUGCAACCAGUCACGUGCUGAAGGAUGCUCAGAAGAUACUGUGUGUGGAGAAGUGUCUGACGUUUACAGCUUCCUUUAACCGGCCAAAUCUUUAUUAUGAGGUUCGACAGAAGCCCUCAAACACUGAAGAUUUUGUUGAGGAUAUUGUAAAACUCAUUAAUGGGAGAUACAAAGGACAAUCAGGAAUCAUAUAUUGCUUUUCUCAGAAAGACGCUGAGCAAGUUACAGUUAGUUUACAGAAACUGGGGAUUCAUGCAGGGGCAUACCAUGCCAAUUUGGAACCAGAAGAUAAGACCAAGGUUCAUAGAAGAUGGUCAGCCAGUGAAAUUCAGGUGGUAGUGGCAACGGUUGCAUUUGGUAUGGGAAUCGAUAAGCCAGAUGUGCGGUUUGUUAUUCAUCAUUCAAUGAGUAAGUCUAUGGAAAAUUAUUACCAAGAGAGUGGACGUGCAGGUCGAGAUGACAUGAAAGCAGACUGUAUUUUGUAUUAUGGCUUUGGAGAUAUAUUCAGAAUAAGUUCAAUGGUGGUGAUGGAAAAUGUGGGACAACAGAAGCUUUAUGAGAUGGUGUCAUACUGUCAAAACAUAAGCAAAUGUCGCCGUGUAUUGAUAGCUCAACAUUUUGAUGAAGUGUGGGACUCAGAAGCGUGUAACAAAAUGUGUGAUAAUUGCUGUAAAGACAUUGCAUUUGAAAGAAGGAAUGUAACAGCGAACUGUAGAGAUCUAAUCAAGAUCCUGAAGCAGGCAGAGGAAAUGAAUGAAAAGCUGACACCCUUGAAGCUGAUUGACUCUUGGCUUGGAAAGGGGGCAGCAAAACUGAGAGUAGCCGGUGUUGUUCCUCCCGUGCUUCCUCGUGAAGACCUGGAGAAAAUUAUCGCACACCUUCUUCUACAGCAGUACCUUAAAGAAGAUUACAGUUUCACAGCUUAUGCGACCAUUUCAUACUUGAAAAUAGGACCUAAAGCGAAUCUUCUGAACAGUGAGGCCCAUGUUAUUACCAUGCAAGUGAAGAAGCCCACACAGAGCUGUUUUGGGAUUGAAUCACCUCAAACUUGUCAUUCUGAAGGAACUGAUAAAAAGAGGGAAGAAGAAAAUUCAGGUGACUUCCAGAAGUCUGCAAACAUGCUUAAGAAAUCUGAUUCUAAGAAUACAGGGGCUAAGAAAAGAAAAAUUGAUGCAUGAGAUGAAUAUUUUAAAAUUUUCCAAGAAAACCGUUUAUUGCAUGUAUAUACUAUUAUUUUGGUAGUUAAAAGUUUACUUUUUAAGACAAUUUUAAUAUUUUACAUAUAUGGAGCUGUAUUUUCAGAACUUUGAAGUAUUGAAGACUUAUUUUUGAGAUCCUGAAUUAUAAAUUUACAGUAUGAAUCAAGGAGAAAAUUUUAUGUUCACAUGUUAAGUUCUUUAUGCCUUGAUAUAUCUAGUUCUUUUGAUAACACUGUUAUACUGAAAAUUUUACAUAAGCUCAUCACAGAAAGUGAGUGGUUUUAGGUUAUAAUUGCUGUAACAUCCAAAUAAGAAAGGAAUAAGUUAUCAAUACAAAUAAUAUUAGCAAGCAUAAUAUUGCCACAUCUCUACUUAAGUAAAAUUUAAAUAUAAGCUCUUUAUAGGCUGAAACCUCAGCCCUAUUCUGACAUUUCACAAUCAAUGAAUGGCUCCAAUAUACUAAGCAGACCAAAUUAAUGGCUAAGUAGAGAACAACCUAGCUAAAUUUAUUCCAAUUUAAGUCACAAAUGAAUGUGUCUUAAGUUAAAAAUACAAAACUGAAGAGUGGUCAAUUGUAAACAAUUUGAUUUCAUCUUUAGAGUUUUACUUAUUUUUAACUUUAGUUGGUCAUUAAAUCACUAGUCAUUUUACUUUA
This is a messenger RNA of Manis pentadactyla (Chinese pangolin), 2758 nucleotides long. RefSeq names its product RecQ like helicase (gene RECQL). NCBI's taxonomy places the organism in Eukaryota, Metazoa, Chordata, Mammalia, Pholidota, Manidae. Bases 139 to 2082 code for a protein of 647 amino acids. Gene Ontology annotation, cellular component: chromosome; cytoplasm. Gene Ontology annotation, biological process: double-strand break repair via homologous recombination. Gene Ontology annotation, molecular function: four-way junction helicase activity; 3'-5' DNA helicase activity; ATP binding. The record is from RefSeq and is a predicted model, not a curated record. The transcript is spliced from 15 exons.